Verticillium dahliae VdLs.17 is the source of this 1951-nucleotide messenger RNA. RefSeq lists its product as uncharacterized. The coding region runs from base 1 to 1317 and encodes 438 amino acids. The transcript is spliced from 3 exons. NCBI's taxonomy places the organism in Eukaryota, Fungi, Ascomycota, Sordariomycetes, Glomerellales, Plectosphaerellaceae. The record is from RefSeq and is a predicted model, not a curated record.
AUGAGCAAAGAGGCGGCUGCCCAGCCUCACAGCACGCUCUUGCCCACCACCUUGGUCACUGGAAUCAACUCAGCAAUACAGGGAUGCCACGCCACAGUGAUUGACCUGCAGAGCUUGCUAGAAGAUCCAGUGACUGAUGGGGAUGGGGAUGUCUGGAAUGCAGAAAUCACGGCUCAGGUCAUCAAGCUGGGCGGACAAGCGCACUCUGAACUUGACUCUUUGAAAAUUGCGUUGGAUCUUUGCACAUUAAUACCCACAAGCUUCUCAGAAGUGACUCAAGAAGGCUCAUUUCAAGAUUUAACAUUACCCAUGUGGGCUAUCCGAGACGACACCCCGUCUAUUUCAGGAGGUCAACCUGUUCGUUUCACCGACGCACCAGUAUUCUCUCCCGACUUCAGCCUCAUCGGAAUUCCAGUCAACAGCGAUACUCAAGGAGAAGUCUUAAUCGUCCGCUCUUGCGAUGGUGUCUUGAGCACAAGAGCAUCUCUCAACGCCGGUGACACAUUGAACCCGGCGAUCAGUCACAGUAACGGCAUCAUUGCCAUCGCGAACGUUGCACCUGACCAGGAAACUUUCACAUUCCACCAUAUUGAAACUGGGAGUAUGGGCCUACUGAGACCGUUCCGCACAAUUGUUUGUCGAGACAGACAACCCGUGCAUGCCCUCCAGAUGGCAUUUACCCCCGAUGACCAACACCUGAUCGUGUGGUCGAAAUCAACGUCCGAGGAAGACGACCCCAGCACCGCUGGAAGUAAAAAGUCCAAGAAAUGGCUUAAAGAGCCGAUUUCGAUCCGUGUGUUUCAGAUUAGCAACGGCGCUUGCGUCCGCUACAUGGAACCACCUACAUAUCAGUCCUUCAAAACAGCUCUUACUCCCGACACAAUGUUGAGCCGGAGCGUGUUUGCAUUCCCGCGGCCAGGUCAAUGGCUCGUGGCAUUCAAUGAACAGGGAAGCGACCAAUAUCGAUUCAUGGACGCCAAAACGGGCCAGACGGCUUUCAGGGUGGUGCCCAGGCAAGGUGCCAGACAGUUAUGGCAGGCCGGCACUAGUCGAAUCACAACAGAGCACAUGGUCGUCGACAAUGAAACGGAGACUUGCGUCUGCUACCAAGAGAGGUUGUCCUCCAAGGAGAGAAUCAUAUUGGUUAUGCGGCAUCGGUUGGCUGAACAUCAGAUCUGGAGCCCCGUGACGAAUUGGGCUACCAUCCUCAUCAAAGCUUCGAUCCCAGACCGAGGAAUACUGUCUGGCGACGGCAGGCGGCUCUGCAUAUUUCGACGGGACGAGCGCCGAUUCGAUAUCUUUUCUUUGGACUCAUGAUAAUGAGUCCAAUGGCAGCUAUUUUGGUCAGCGGCUCGGUUUACCUGAGUCGGUUAAGUUGGUAAAGUCGAGGUAGAUGGUGAUCGUCGGUUUCCCUUGUCUCAUUGUGGUGCAUUCUUGCGCCAUCAAGACCAUGCCUCAUGGUGCGAGAUACCACCAAUCCCUGUAUCCGCCCAGACAUUGGACUGCAUCUCUCCGACCGAAAUAAAUGACGAAUCGCGUAUGGCCUCUACAGCUAGCUGGCGUGGCAUGGACUGUGGAGUUUAUGUUCAUUACAACAACCUGAGCCAAGGACAUGCACAUGCUGGCCCGAAUAGACGCAGCACACCGACAGCCGACCUUCACGCCCGACUUCCAUGUUACUUGACCAUCUCGUAGAUUGCGUGAUGCUCUUAUCUUACGCUUGCUGUCAUUAGAUUCGACAACAUGAACCCCGGCUAAUGAAACAAGGAGUUUGGGCGAAGACCAUUGAAUGUGGACUUCGACGGAUAAUGUGGCAUUUUACUGUGCGGUCUGAUUCGUUUUGUUCCUUAGUGAGAGGCUUGAACAGCCGGAGUAUUAUGCCAUAGGAAAGUGACUGCUGCAAAAUUUGUUACAGACAAUCUAGUAGCGUCCAUAUCAAUACAAACGUCGC